AUGCCGCUCUUGAAAUUUUGGAGAGGAAUGGAAUCUAUUGUAGAAAAUGCAGCAGUGAGUCCAGGGCGUGGAAGCUCAGAGAAUGGGAAUCGAAGCUUUGAAUCCGUCCGAGAUCAGGAUAUGCUUCUUCCAAUAGCUAAUAUCAGUAGGAUCAUGAGAAAAGCGGUUCCACAAAAUGGGAAGAUCGCGAAGGAGUCUAAAGAGCGUAUCCAGGAGUGCGUUACUGAUUUUAUCAGUUAUAUCACUGGCGAGGCAAGCGACAAGUGUCGAGAGGACAAGAGGAAGACUAUUAGUGGUGAUGAUGUGCUAUGGGCUAUGUCCAGAGCUGGAUUUCAAAAUUACAUUGGUCCUUUAACAUUAUACAUGCACAAAUUCAGAGCGGGUGAGAAAAGGGCAGCAACAAAAGGUGGCCGAGGAUCUGCUAAUAUGAAUGGAGGCGUUGGAGGAUCUGGGAUAGGGAAUGGAGAUAAUGGGCUUGCUCAACAGAUUUCUCAUUCUCAGGUAGUGAUUGACGCUAACUCACAAAUUCUCUUUCCCUCUCAGGGCGUGAAUGACGCUAACUCUCAGGGACUAUUUCCCUCUCAUGGCGUGAAUGACGUUAACUCUCAGGCACAUGGUGAGUUUGUGACAGCUUUCAUGCAAGGCCGCCAGGAGUAA
Molecule: messenger RNA, 657 nt
Organism: Daucus carota subsp. sativus
Lineage: Eukaryota; Viridiplantae; Streptophyta; Magnoliopsida; Apiales; Apiaceae
Product: nuclear transcription factor Y subunit B-1
Exons: 6
Coding region: 1-657 (218 amino acids)
Biological process (GO): regulation of transcription by RNA polymerase II
Cellular component (GO): CCAAT-binding factor complex
Molecular function (GO): DNA-binding transcription activator activity, RNA polymerase II-specific; protein heterodimerization activity; RNA polymerase II cis-regulatory region sequence-specific DNA binding
Source: RefSeq, a predicted model, not a curated record